AUACGUGGCAUUAUCUCGGGAGGAGAGUACACAUUUUAUUAAUUCCUUUUCGCAAUUGUUUGUUUGAUGAAAGUCAAGUGCAACGCAUUUGACGAGCCAGUGCUUAUCAUCAUUGUGCGAAAAAACAUAAAAUCGCAGUUUCCAGUCAACGAAAAUAUCAAAUUUGCGUGCCGCAGAAUUUUGCGAGAGUGUUGUGACGCAGAAGCGUCUGUUUCUGCAAGCAAGAAAUUGAAUUAUUCAAGAGUUUUAUAGAAGAUUAUUAACUCUAUAAAGGAAAGGAGGAUCGAGACAAUUUUACGAGCCAUUAAGAUUUAACGAGCGCUUCCAGGACUCGUAGCAACAUGGACUUGUUGGGUCUAGAUUUCCAUUCUCUCGAAUUGGGGGAUGUAAAACCGUCGAAGGAAAACUUCCUACAGGUCAAACGUAACGAUGUUCUAGAAAAGAACGACGGUGUCAGGGAGCGAAAGCAUAGAUCGAAAUCGGGCGUAGAAAAUUCGCUCGACGGACUGCGGACGAUCAAUUUGGAGGAGGUUGCUUGGCACGAUACGCCGGAUGAUUGCUGGCUAGCGAUCCACGAUUAUGUGUAUGAUUGCACAGAGUUUCUGAAGAAUCACCCGGGCGGCCAGGAUGUCCUUCUGGAGUAUGCCGGACGUGACGCUACUUUGGCAUUUAUCGGCACCGGGCAUUCCGCUGUAGCUAGGACAAUUUUAGAUCGGUAUCAAAUCGGCGAACUGCCGCCAAAGGAGAGAAUUUUCCGCACUCCUAACGGCGUGAAAGUCUCGGGAUUCUGAUCUAUUUGAAUUGUCAACUAUCGUCAUUAUUAUUGCAACGCAACAGAUAAUUAUCGAUUAGGUAAUAGGUAUUUAUGACUAUGCUUGACGCGUCGAUAUAUGUAUGUGUUGCAGUAUAUUACAAUUUUAACUUUAGCUGCGCAUUUGUUUUCGAACGCCUUGUGAUAACAUGUCGAUAUAUUUUAUCAAUAAUACUAUCUAGCGCGCGAGACCGACGACUUCGUGAAACUUCGAAACAUAUCGUUCCAAAGUAAAAACAUACCGUUCUAAAGUAAUUAAUACUUCACAGUAGUUGUAUUUCGUAAGAAUCUCAAUUCCAUAUCAGAUAACAUUGCAUGUUUACGGUUAGCGUUUGUCAUGUAAUUUAUACGAUAAAAUGAUACACAAGUUCAAAAGUUUCGGUUUGUAAUACACCGAUAUAUUGCGUGCGCGCGCGUGUGUGUUACAUCUGUGAUCUACGACGGUUAUUGCGUUCUGUGUAAUACUAUAAACGCAUUUUAUUAAUAAUAUAUAAAUCUGAUUAAUAAUAUCAGAAACAAAAACCAUGUAUUAUCAAAGAUCAAUUAAUUUUUUAUAUCAUAUUUAAAAAAUUUUUUGACAUUUUAAUACAAUAAACAUUCCACAGAAUCAUAACAACAUUUUAUUGCACAUAUAGAUAAUAUAAUUAUAGGACGUGUAGGUUUUGAAAAAUACAAAGUAACAAAUUUCAAUAUUUGUUACAAUAGAAUUCUUGUCUCUUGACUCCUAAUUGAAUGUAGCAAAAUUCGAGGUGGCUCAUUCUGUGUGUGAGAUCUAUAUAUUAAUAUAAAUAUUUUACUUCUCGCUCUGAAGUAUAGCUCAAUGUACAAUGGCAUGUUGCAUGUGAUAAUACAAUAAACUAGACGGGAAGUAUAUUUCUUUAUGAAAAGAUGAAAAUAGUUGUAAAAUAGUUGUAAAAACAGAAGAAAUAAUAAAGCAAAAAGCUGUGCUUAAAGUACUUUAUUUGUAUCGGGUACAUUAUAUUUCUUGGUUCUCUAACAUUUACAAUACACACACAUUAAAACAUUUAUAAUAUACACACAUGAUAAGAUUUAUAACAUACAGUGUGAGGUAAUAGCGAUGUUGCUCGAUUUAUUAUAUUGAUGUAACUCGGUGUAAUACAUUCUCUGUUAAUCGAGACGAAGACGAGAGAAGGCGAGUCUGUUAUUUUAUUAAAUUAAUAAUAUACUCAGUUUAUACAUUAGCGUCAUAAAGUUAUCUCUAUAAUUAAAUGUACACAUAAUAAUACCCUUUGCAAUAUUUUCAUAUAAUCACAAAACAUACAUAUAUACA
Linepithema humile (Argentine ant) is the source of this 2102-nucleotide messenger RNA. RefSeq names its product cytochrome b5. Gene Ontology annotation, molecular function: heme binding. The record is from RefSeq and is a predicted model, not a curated record. Gene Ontology annotation, cellular component: membrane; intracellular membrane-bounded organelle. NCBI's taxonomy places the organism in Eukaryota, Metazoa, Arthropoda, Insecta, Hymenoptera, Formicidae.